Messenger RNA from Mycetomoellerius zeteki, 1049 nucleotides. RefSeq names its product zinc finger protein 98. The coding region runs from base 212 to 901 and encodes 229 amino acids. The record is from RefSeq and is a predicted model, not a curated record. The transcript is spliced from 7 exons. Lineage: Eukaryota; Metazoa; Arthropoda; Insecta; Hymenoptera; Formicidae.
UCCAGCUUGACGACCAUCGUGUUUCACACGUGCUAACACACGAGCACACAACGUGAUUUUUAUCAAAGAUAUUUUGAGGUGGAUACUUGAAAAUAAACAUAUCUGCAAAAAAGUUGGACCGUGAGAACUACGAAAAGAAUUUAGAAAACGUUAGAAUAAAAUUAAUUGUGAAAUAUUCCUGAAGAGCAGAAAGAAGGAGAAUACACCAAUAAUGCAUAAGGGCACAAAAAAUAAACCCUACAAACGCGAAAAUGGGAAAACGUUUACGUAUAAACCGUAUUAUUGUUAUAAGGCAUUUAUGUGUAUAAAACCUUAUCAAUGCGAGCUUUGUGAUGCGUCAUUUAGUCAAGGAAGAAAUCUAAACAAGCACAAGGAGUUGGUGCAUUACAAUAAUGAAAAUUACAAGUGUAUCGUGUCUUAUUAUUGCGCACUUUGUGAUAUAUCAUUUAGUGAAAGAGAGACUAUAUAUGAGCACAAGGAGUUGGUGCAUUACAAUGAUGAGAAUUACGAGUGCAUUAUCAAGUGUCAGAACAUUUUCAAAACAAAGCAGCAUUUGCGUUUUUAUGUAAAUUUAAGUCACUACAGCAAAAGACUGUAUAAAUGUGACCGAUGUCUAUUAUUUAUUCAUCCUAAGAAAAAACAUAAAUGCAGACAAUAUCUUUGCGAGGUUUGCCAUAAAAUUUUUAGUAAGAAAAACUUUAGAGAUGAGCACCAUUUUGAACAUAGCCAUUUAAAGCAGUAUGAAUGUUCGCUGUGUAGCAAGGGCUACACGACAAAAGCAUGUCUUAUUGCACACAUACGAAAUGAGGGUCACAUAAGUGAUAGCAUAGUGAAGAACAAAUUGAAACCGAUAAUGAAAUGGAUCAAGUACAAUUAUAACUAUGCGCUAGACACAGUAUAAAAUGAAACAAUACGAAUUGAUGAAAGAAGUUGAUAAUAAAGAUGUAACUUUUGUAUGAGAUAUUACCCGUACGGCACAGAAACUUGUAGCAAUAUUGCUGCAAUAUUUCAACGUUGCAUAUUGCAAUGCAAUGUUGCAGAGACAUUAG